CAAUCAACAGCAAUAAACUCUCCAUCCAUCAUCUCCAUUUUUGAAGGGAGCGCAAACAAGCAAGAAGCUCAAGGAAGAAGAAAGAGUUGCACAAAUAGAGAAAAACCUUGGGAAUAAAGGAACUUGUCUAAGGAGUUUCUAGUGCUUUCACGAAGUUGAAAGAGUCACCGGAAUUGUCGCCGGAGUUCAACGAAAAUUCGCCGGAGUUCAACCUAGGAGGGUGUAACUUCAUAAAGCUCAUUCGAGACCAUAAUCGAGUAAGGUGCAUGGUAGAUCAUGGGUUCGGGUGGAGUACCCAAGGGUCGGACGGCGCCUCAAAACUCAUAUAUAUGGGUGGAGUACUCAAGGACCAGACGGUGUCCUCAAAACUCGGAAUAUAAUAGCGCGAAGAACCCAAGGAUCGGGCUGUAUCCUCAAAACUUACGUAUUCGGGUGGAGUACCCAAGACCCGGGUGGUGCCCUCAAACGGUUCGGGCUUGGGCCCAACAAAACAGACCCGAGGCCCGGCCGGGCCCAGGCCUGAACCGGCCCGAGGCCAUCCCUAGUAUGGACUAUGUUCAUGGACGCCUUGUAUGAUUAAUUGAUGGUGACUUGCGAGUGAUGUUACUUGAUCAUACGGCAGUUGUACACGCGCUUAGAUGCGGUUUGGGACGUGACAAAAAAACCUAGUGAGAAUCUUUUAUUUGCAAUCAGGAGUUUGUUUGAUAGUUUAUAGUAGCCCGUAAUUUCAGCUUAGCAUGCUUAUCAUCAAUUUUUAUAUGAAAUACUAGCGUUUGAUCGCGCAAGGCGCGAGAGCUUUUGCCCAAUGUCAUUUUUGUAGAUAAUUAUUAUGUGUGUUUUUAUGAGAAUCUUUAAAUAGUGUGC
Molecule: messenger RNA, 864 nt
Organism: Cuscuta epithymum
Lineage: Eukaryota; Viridiplantae; Streptophyta; Magnoliopsida; Solanales; Convolvulaceae
Source: the annotation of a GenBank genome assembly